UUUGGUGAGUGAAUGCGCAGUGAUUUUCAGUGCUUAGAAAUCGCUUUGCAAAUGUCUCUGAAAUCCAUACUACACUUAUUGGAAAAGGUGCCCAGGUUUCAACUUAAAACUUUUUGAAACUUCGAUUCCUGGAGGUUUUUUUUUUUUUUGGAAAGAAAUUUGUUUUGAUUUCUUCGGGAAAGUUUGGGAAGAUAUGCGCGUUUCCACACUGGUCAGUGGGUCCUGGCCAAGCGGAAAAACAACCCAUCUCCUCUUAUUUAUCUUCUCCAGGCUUGGAUAGCGAGUUUCUUUCAGUAUUUGGAUGCGCAGUGUGACGUGUGGAUGAGUUUAGACGAGUUCAGAUUCGUGCGUUUGGGAGUUUUUACGCGCACUUGACGCGUCUUGAGCGCUUGGGUCAGAUACGUGAUUACUGUUUAUGAUAGACUUUUUUUUUUGAGUCUUUGCCUGUUGAAUUGAACUGAAAGAAAGCAUGGACCCGAGCCAGCAUAACCCUCCAGCAGGACACCAGGUGGUCCAUGUCCGUGGAGACUCGGAGACGGAUCUGGAGGCGCUCUUUAACGCCGUGAUGAACCCCAAAAGCGCCGCUGUGCCUCCAUCCGUGCCAAUGAGGUUGAGGAAGCUGCCAGACUCCUUCUUUAAACCACCAGAGCCUAAAUCUCACUCCAGACAGGCGAGCACAGAUGCAGGCACGGCCGGUACGCUUACUCCACAGCAUGUCAGAGCACACUCCUCGCCUGCUUCCCUGCAGCUGGGUGCCGUCACUUCCGGCACGAUGAGCACCCUGACCCCGGCAGGCACCUCCCCACAGCACCUGCGCCAGCCCUCAUACGAGAUCCCAGAUGAUGUGCCCCUGCCUCCAGGCUGGGAGAUGGCCAAGACCCCGUCUGGCCAGAGAUACUUCCUUAAUCACAUUGACCAGUCAACCACCUGGCAGGACCCUCGCAAGGCCAUGCUCCAGAUGAACCAGACAAACUCAGCCAGUCCUGUCCCCGUCCAGCAGCAAAACCUCCUGAACCCGGCCUCAGGUCCUCUUCCCGAAGGCUGGGAGCAGGCUAUCACAGCAGAGGGAGAGAUCUACUACAUCAACCACAAGAAUAAAACAACGUCUUGGCUGGACCCACGGCUUGACCCGCGCUUUGCUCUGAACCAGCAGCGAAUUACUCAGAGUGCUCCAGUAAAACAGGGCACCCAGCUGCCCUCCAGCCCCCAGAACCCGCCCGUCAUGGGAGGGAACAGCCAGUUGAGACUGCAGCAGCUGGAGAAAGAGAGACUGAGACUUAAACACCAGGAGCUGCUCCGCCCUAGACCACAGGAACUGGCUUUGAGGAACCAGCUGCCCACUAGCAUGGAGCAGGACAGCGGCACUCAGAACCCGGUGUCGUCCCCUGGCAUGGGACAGGACGGCCGCAGCAUGACCACAAACAGCUCAGACCCCUUCCUCAACAGCGGGACGUAUCACUCCAGAGAUGAGAGCACAGACAGUGGCCUGAGCAUGAGCAGCUACAGUGUCCCUCGCACUCCAGACGACUUCCUGAACAGUGUAGAUGAGAUGGAGACAAGCGACUCCCUCGGCCCUGCGUCCUUGGCAACCCAGCCGAGCCGCUUCCCAAACUACCUGGAUGAAAUCCCAGGCACUGAUGUGGACUUGGGCACCCUGGAGGGCGAGAGCAUGGCGGUGGAGGGCGAGGAGCUGAUGCCGAGCCUGCAGGAAGCGUUGAGCUCUGACAUCCUGAAUGACAUGGAGUCUGUGCUGGCUGCAACCAAGAUCGACAAAGAGAGCUUCCUGACCUGGCUAUAGAUCAUCUUUAACACACACUCUCCGUGCCUCCACUCUCUUCACACUGAACUGCUGCCUAGGCCAAUCUGUGAAGGAUGUGUAUAUGCUUCGAGGUGUUUUGGUGUGGUUUUAUUUCCCCCUCUCUUUUUUUUUUUUCUUUUUUUUUGAGACAUUUCACACUAUCAGACGUCGAUUACGUUUUUUUAUUUUUUUUUUUUGCCCACUCACCUUAACAUUAAUCACGGCUGGACUGGUUUUCAUAAUAUAUAUAUACCACACAUGGCCGAACUGGUUUUAAAAGCAGAUUUAAUUUCUUUUAUCCUUUUCCCCUUCCAUUACCUUUUUUUUUUUUUUUUUUUUUUUUCACGUCUGCAUCCUCAAGGCUGGCCCAUGGACAGACAAUUAUUCACCUACUCUACUUAUACACUCGUAUAUGGCAUUGACAAAGUGUUGAACCCUGAACCCUCAUCCUUCUCGUAUACGACCUCAUCCUCUGCCUCAAGCACAGCCCGAACUGCAGCUUCCCUCCUUCCUUCGUUCACUACAAGCUUGGCAAACCAAAAAAAAAACAAAAAACACUCCCGAAGGCUGCUUGCAUGUGUGUGGAAUAUAAUGAGAUGUCAUUGAGCUUGAGAUUGAGAUCUUGAGGGCUGAACAUGUUGCUUUAGGAAGGCGGAUCCCCCUGCUCGGCUGUGCCAGCAUAUUGAACUGUAAUCCGUACAAGUGCCUUCGGUUCGAUCUCUUAGCGCAGCAGUUCAAACACUACUUUUUAACACUAUAUAUAUUUUUCGGACAAUUCUGACCGUGCUCUUUGUUUUUUUUUCUAUUUACAGUUUUCAUUAAUCGAAAAUGUCUUUUAAAGUUUAUAUAAAAAAUGCAUUUUGUUGGAUUUUUAUGAACUACUUUAACCUCAGUCUUAUUUAAGACUGAUUUUUUUUUUUCCCCCCCACCACCAUGUAUGAUAGAUCAUUUUCUUGUCUCACGGUAACUGGUGUGUUAUCUAAAACGGUUGCCUUCCAGCAUGUCGCCGUUUGAUUAAUCAUCACAGAAUAGAUAGAACCGAUUAUCUCCAUGACCUAGUGCUCAGCAGCAACGAUCAGAUUCGGAGAGCUGUUUUCGCACGUCGAGACGUAGGAUUUCAAUCAUUAUUAAUGUAUUUUUGCAUAUUCGGUGACAGUAUCAUUCAAAAGCAAGGAGAAGAAUGCCAGGAAGUUUUAUCGGCGAGGAAGAUGAGGAAUGAGCGAAUGAGGAUGGACGCCCGUCUGGCGUCGAAGCGAUCGAAGAGAUGGAUUUGCUAUGUUUUAAACUGGAUAAAUAAGCAUGUCGUGAGGGUUUGUGGUUUAAAGCGGCGGAUAGCUGGUACUUGGUUCGGUAAUCACGAUUAAGCGUAAUAGAUUUUAACAGAAACAAUCAGCCAGGAUUUGUCAGGAUUUUUAUUUGCUUUUGACGAAGCUUCCAAAGAGUGUAACAAGUUGUUUUUUUUAUUUUUUUUUAUCUCUUUUUUAAAAAAACAAGUAAGUAAUUUAUCCUAUUCUUUGUGUGUAUACAUGUAGCAUAAGCUAAUGAGAGAAUGUCCAACUGAUGAUUAGUCAGUGGAUCUGUGAUAUGUGACGGUCACAAAUCUCCCAUACUUACACAAUGAACAAGUUAUUCACCUGUUGUCAGUCGUUUACAUUGUCGCAGACCGAUAGAACACUACAGACGAUAGAUGCUUUAUAUAGAGACACGAUGUGUAUCUUUAAAAUGUUUACAAGAUUAUUACCCCUCCUACACGCUACUCAGAAGACGUCGAUCCUACAAUUUUAAAUGUGAUUUUUUUUAUUUUUUAAAAGUAAAUGUUUGCUAAUGAACUACAGUUUAUAUCGAGUAAACUUGAACAAGGCCCGUGCUGAUAACGGCUCAUGCGAUUAUAUAUCUAUUUAAGUGUCAACACUACAGGGAGAAACGAUCCUCACUUCCGUUUCCGAGUCAACUAACAAAAAGUAGAUGUUAAGUUUUUAAUGGGACGUCUGUUUGUUCUCUCAUUCAGAAUUUCUAAUUUAAAAGAAAAAAAAAGAUCUCAGAGACAGUGAUAAAAUGGAAGAAAAUAUUAUAUGAAAAUUGAAUAUCAGCACCUGCCUUAUGUGAACAAACCUGUGAUCGAACAAUACCGCUGUGACCCGAGCAAAUAAUGGACAAAAAUCCCAAGUAGUUAUGUUUAGAAUAGUAUCUAUUUUUACAGAAGCGUGAUUGUUGAUGGACACUAGUUGGAUUAAGCAGUGUUUAAGAUAGCAAUGCAACAAAAUCAUUUUUAUAAAUUGUUGGUACAGUGCUUGUAAUGCAUGUUUAACAGAACAUUGCUUAAAAUGUGUGUCACUUAAACAUGAUUUUAUUCGUAGUUAGUGUCCGACUCUGAGUAUAUAACUUUUUUUUUUGUAGCAUUAGUACUAAUCACUCAAGUUAAAGGAUUGGUAUUUAGAUAUCUCUAAAUGCACACAGAAUGAAUUUAUAUUCAUUUAUGAUGAUCUGUUGUUUUUUUUUCUUUCCUUUUUUUUUUUUUUUUUUAAAAAAAAAAUAGAUUUAUGUGCAUGUAUCUUAGAACCUUAUGUUCUGUUACAUUCUAUCCCUUUGCAUAAUGGAUAUAAAUGGAUGGGACUGUAAUAAAAAAUAUAUACUUUGUUGUA
This is a messenger RNA of Tachysurus vachellii, 4440 nucleotides long. It is a transcript of the gene yap1, whose product is annotated as Yes1 associated transcriptional regulator. The transcript is spliced from 8 exons. Lineage: Eukaryota; Metazoa; Chordata; Actinopteri; Siluriformes; Bagridae. Gene Ontology annotation, molecular function: transcription corepressor activity; protein binding; transcription coactivator activity. Gene Ontology annotation, biological process: positive regulation of transcription by RNA polymerase II; hippo signaling. The record is from RefSeq and is a predicted model, not a curated record. Gene Ontology annotation, cellular component: nucleus; cytoplasm. Bases 470 to 1798 code for a protein of 442 amino acids.